AUGCCGUUAAUGGUCAAGAUACUCCCUGUUAGCGCAGAACAGGAUCCCAUGAUAACCGUCGCUGCAAGUUCAUACCACAGCUACGGAGGAAACUUUUCGGAAGCUCCAAUUGAGUCAAUUGCUUCUAAUAAAAAUGCUACUUCGGAAUUGAAACCGAAAAAAAAGUCGAGAGGUACAACGCUCCUGACGGUAACUAAUUCUUCUUCAAGCCGAAAUGACUCUAGGAAUAAGAGCAACAAAACAGAUACCUCACGAAAUGUGAACAACACCACAUCAAUCAAGUAUAAAAUUACAUCAACAAUCGCCAACGGUGAAAUUCCUAUUACGGAAGAAUUUGCUCCAUCUGCACUUGAAAAUGAAAGUGACAACGACGAUGAGCAACACAUCUUAUCAAAAGUCCAUUGGACUAUUUUGUUCAUUCUAAUUGCUCCACUCUGGUGUGUCCUGAAAGCUAUUUGUUUGCCUGCGCGAAUGGUUCUUUACUUCGACAAGUAUAAGAAUCCCAACGGACGAGCUGGAAAAAAUUCUGUCAAUCUCUUUUUAACGUUAAUUUUAUUGGCUUUUAUCGCUUUGUUCGUGUUGAUUGGUAAUACCAAACACGACGGGAAUUACAAGGUUUCUACCAAUGACGUUCAUAUUUCUUCACUUCCUGGAAUUCGCGAGUUAUACGCCGAAGAAGCAAACAAAUUCAAAAGGGAAUUUCAAAGGUUAACGCUUCAAGCUACGAAGAAUGUACUCUCGCAUCCUUAUGAACUUGUUCGUUAUGGCGUUGGCGUCGAAAUCAAUAUAAACUACAAAUGGAAGCAACUUCAUUGUAAUAAAAAAAGUUCCAUUUUUAAAAAUGGAGUUUGUACCGUGGAGAAGUCGAAAAAGGCUAAAAGAAGCGCAAAUCAGCAUAAUAAUUUCAAUCGAACCAUAGAAUAUUAG
Molecule: messenger RNA, 927 nt
Organism: Acaulospora morrowiae
Lineage: Eukaryota; Fungi; Glomeromycota; Glomeromycetes; Diversisporales; Acaulosporaceae
Source: the annotation of a GenBank genome assembly